Molecule: messenger RNA, 2084 nt
Organism: Brassica rapa (field mustard)
Lineage: Eukaryota; Viridiplantae; Streptophyta; Magnoliopsida; Brassicales; Brassicaceae
Product: delta(7)-sterol-C5(6)-desaturase 1
Biological process (GO): lipid biosynthetic process
Molecular function (GO): iron ion binding; oxidoreductase activity
Source: RefSeq, a predicted model, not a curated record
CGAGCCCCAUGGAUACUUAGAAAUGAUCUCUCCAUUUGCUGGUAAGAAUGACAAAUGUUUAGAAGAGAUCGCGUGCUUUGCCGACGGAUUUAACAAUGACUCGCUGCUCUCCAGGUCUCGAAUGCUUUUGCACUAGACUAGUUUGGGCUUUAUAUUAUUAGCCCAUUUAAGUAUCAUGGGUCCUAGUCUUUUUGAGUGGUCCUGACAGCGCGUGACUUUUUUGUUCCACGUGCGGGGGGACUUCGUGUGUCUGGACUCCGUCGGGAAUUAAAUGAACUCCUACUUUUGUCUUUACACCAAAUAUCCUCGUACUUCUUUUGCAUUUAUAAUCCCAUGUCUUUUGAUAUUUUCCAGUUUUCACCCAAAUAUUAUACUAAUCACCAACUCAUACCCAUUUUUCUUUUUAAACCUUAAAACAAAGUGCAUACACCCAUCCACUACAUCUUCAAAAAUAAAAUAUACUAAUUUUGGAUUCAAAAUUUUGACUCGGAUUAGUUUUUUCUACAAAAAAUGACUAUAUUUGAACACUAAUUUGAUAUAUAAGUUAAAAUCUUGAAUGAUUCUAAUACAAAAAAAUUCGAGACCAGUUUUUGAAAAUCCAAUAACAGCCAUUUCCUUUUCUCAAAACGUGUUUUAGACUUUUAGUACAAAAUCUUGAAUAUUUCAUAUAUUUCGUUAAACCAAUAUACCUAGUGUUGUGGGUUAAUAGUCGCUCUAUACAAAAUACAAGGUCCAAAUUGUAAAUAUAAGGAAGAACUACAGUUAUUUCGAUAAAAAACAGUGUGCCACUGCCAACGAAACAGUGUGCGCGAGAUUUGGGAUGACUUGUUCUCUGUGUGCGGGCAUGCACGAGCACAGUUGACUCGAUCUCGUUCAGGAAAAGGUUAAACUAUAAAAAAUCAAUCCGGCGGUGGAUCGCCAAUUUCUCAGACGGCGAAUUGAUACUAAAAUGGCGGUGGAUAAUGCGUCGUAUCUGAUGCAGUUUGUGGACGAAACCUCGUUUUACAAUCGCAUUGUUCUCAGUCACCUCUUGCCGUCGAGCCUGUGGGAGCAUUUACCGCAUUUCCUCCAGACAUGGCUCAGGAACUACCUCGCCGGAAACUUGCUUUACUUCAUCUCAGGCUUUCUCUGGUGCUUCUACAUUUAUUACCUCAAACUCAACGUUUAUCUCCCUCAAGAUGCGAUUCCGACAAGAAAGGCUAUGCUUUUGCAAAUCCACGUGGCAGUGAAGGCGAUGCCUUGUUACACUCUGCUUCCAACCGUCUCUGAGUAUAUGAUCGAAAGUGGUUGGACCAGAUGUUACUCUAGUAUAGGCGAACUCAGCUGGUUCCUCUACUUUGUUUCUAUCGCGACCUAUCUUGUUUUAGUUGAGUUUGGUAUUUAUUGGAUGCACAGAGAGCUUCAUGACAUUAAGCUUCUUUAUAAGCAUCUCCAUGCCACCCAUCAUAUCUACAACAAGCAGAACACUCUUUCUCCCUUUGCCGGGCUUGCGUUUCACCCACUAGAUGGGAUACUUCAGGCUUUACCGCAUGUGAUAGCUCUGUUUAUAGUGCCAAUUCAUUUCACAACCCAUCUAGGUCUUUUGUUUAUGGAAGCGAUAUGGACAGCGAACAUCCAUGACUGCAUCCACGGUAACAUUUGGCCUGUAAUGGGUGCAGGGUACCAUACCAUACACCACACUACUUACAAGCACAACUAUGGUCACUAUACCAUAUGGAUGGAUUGGAUGUUUGGCUCUCUUAAAGACCCUCUUUUAGAAGAUGUUGACAACAAAGACAUCUCCAAGAAAGCAGAGUGAGAAUGCCCUUUUGUUUUGUCUUUCUCUUACAACCCUUUUUUUACUUUCUUCUUCAUGUGUCUCAAUCUUUCCAAUUAUUUUCUGUCGAACCAUUUACUACACAUGUGCUGUCUAAACGUUCUUCUUUCUUGAUUAACUAGUCACCAGCAUUAUUGACCAUCAGAGAAAAGACUAUGCAAUGUAGUCACUGAACUUCAUACGUAUUUAGAAAAAAGACCCUAGAGAACCAAUUCUAUAUUUGCUGCAAGCCACUUUAAAAUAACGUUAGUUGCAAAUCCUUUCAACA